CUUGUUGCCUGCUUAUCGGCUCAGCAUGGGCUCACAGGCCCUGCCCCACGGUCACAUGCAGACCCUCAUCUUCUUAGACCUGGAAGCCACUGGCCUGCCUUACUCUCAGCCCAAAAUCACAGAGCUGUGCCUGCUGGCUGUCCACAGACAUGCCCUGGAGAACUCCUCCAUGUCUGAGGGGCAGCCACCUCCGGUGCCCAAACCACCCCGUGUGGUGGACAAGCUCUCUCUCUGCAUUGCUCCAGGGAAACCCUGCAGUUCUGGGGCCAGUGAGAUCACAGGUCUGACCACAGCUGGGCUGGAAGCACACGGGCGUCAACGCUUCAAUGACAACCUGGCCACCCUGCUCCAAGUCUUCCUGCAGCGCCAGCCACAGCCCUGCUGCCUUGUGGCCCACAACGGUGACCGCUACGACUUUCCUCUGCUCCAGGCAGAGCUUGCUUCGCUGAGCGUUAUCAGUCCUCUGGACGGUACCUUCUGUGUGGAUAGCAUCGCUGCCCUGAAGACCUUGGAGCAAGCCAGCAGCCCCUCAGAGCAUGGUCCGAGGAAAAGCUAUAGCCUGGGUAGUAUCUACACCCGCCUGUACGGGCAAGCACCAACAGACUCACACACUGCUGAAGGCGACGUUCUAGCCCUGCUCAGCAUCUGUCAGUGGAAGCCACAGGCCCUACUGCAGUGGGUGGACAAACACGCCCGGCCCUUUAGCACCAUCAAGCCCAUGUAUGGCAUGGCAGCUACUACUGGAACGGCCAGCCCAAGGCUGUGUGCUGCCACAACCUCCUCACCCCUGGCCACAGCCAACUUAAGUCCCAGCAAUGGCAGGAGCAGGGGCAAGCGACCUACGAGUCCUCCUCCAGAGAACGUCCCAGAAGCCCCAUCACGGGAGGGGCUGCUGGCCCCACUGGGCCUGCUGACCUUCCUGACCUUGGCAAUAGCCGUUCUGUAUGGAAUCUUCCUGGCCUCACCUGGGCAGUAAGUCAAGAGGGAAGAUAUGAUUAAUAAAGACUACCAUAGCACUGA
This is a messenger RNA of Rattus norvegicus (Norway rat), 1020 nucleotides long. It is a transcript of the gene Trex1, whose product is annotated as three prime repair exonuclease 1. NCBI's taxonomy places the organism in Eukaryota, Metazoa, Chordata, Mammalia, Rodentia, Muridae. The record is from RefSeq and is marked provisional. Gene Ontology annotation, molecular function: protein homodimerization activity; DNA exonuclease activity; MutSalpha complex binding. Gene Ontology annotation, cellular component: endoplasmic reticulum; endoplasmic reticulum membrane; oligosaccharyltransferase complex. The transcript has 2 exons. Gene Ontology annotation, biological process: DNA repair; negative regulation of cGAS/STING signaling pathway; negative regulation of innate immune response. Bases 26 to 976 code for a protein of 316 amino acids.